Molecule: messenger RNA, 1374 nt
Organism: Spea bombifrons (plains spadefoot toad)
Lineage: Eukaryota; Metazoa; Chordata; Amphibia; Anura; Pelobatidae
Product: ficolin-1-B-like
Exons: 9
Coding region: 34-999 (321 amino acids)
Source: RefSeq, a predicted model, not a curated record
AACAAUCUCCAGAGCUGGAGGAUAGAAGAAGGUAUGAUGGGUCAUUCACUCAUGGGGGGCUUCAUAAUCACAGCCGCCUGGAUCUUGGCCACAGUCUGCUACGCUGAAGAUUCCUGUCCAGAGGUUAAGCUUGUAGGACUUGGUGGCUCUGACAAGUUGACCAUCCUGAGGGGGUGUACCGGGGCUCCUGGAGCUUCUGGACUAAAGGGGGAACCGGGAGAGAAAGGAGAAAAAGGAUCAUCGGGGUUGCCUGGAAAUGCUGGACCACCAGGACUAAAAGGUGAAAUUGGUGCCAAUGGAAUCAAAGGAGAAAAAGGAGAGAAAGGGGAACCUGGAGCAUCACAGCCGUUAUAUGCUGCCAGGAACUGUAAGGAGCUCCUAGACCAGGGAGAGAUCCUGAGUGACUGGUACACGAUCUAUCCAGAUGGAAAACAAGCCAUAAAGGUUCUGUGCGACAUGGACACAGACGGAGGAGGGUGGAUUGUUUUCCAAAGACGUUGGGAUGGAUCAGUAAAUUUCUUCCGCGAUUGGAAUUCCUACAAAAGGGGGUUUGGUGGUCGGCUGAACGAGUUCUGGCUGGGGAACGACAAUAUUCAGAAGAUAACAUCCACUGGUAAAUGGGAACUCCGUGUCGACCUACAAGAUUUUGAAACUACGAAGACUUUUGCCAAAUACUCGCCCUUCCAAGUACUAGGAGAGUCUGAGAAGUACCAGCUAGUACUCGGAGCCUUUCAGGGGGGCACGGCAGGAGAUUCUAUGGUUGGUUUGAAUGGCGUGAAAUUCAGUACCAAAGACAAAGACAACGAUCUGUACGCAGCGGGAAGCUGCUCCGAGCUUUACAAAGGGGGCUGGUGGUACACCGAUUGCCACGGUGCCAAUUUGAAUGGAUUAUAUCUACAGGGGCAACACAGUUCCUUCGCCAAUGGCAUUAACUGGAACUCUGGCAGAGGCUACUACUACUCUUACAAAUAUUGUGAGAUGAAGAUUAGACCUGUUUAAAAUUUGUGAAUUUUCAUUUAAAAUGAUGGCUGUUUUGUAUAUGGAAGCAGGGCUAGAUUUUUGAGACCGGACGUCAUGCGGUGGCUUGGUGAAUUUUGUUGGGGGCAGGGCUGUCACACUGAAAUGGGAGUGGCUAACUUUCAAACCCCACCCCCUAGUUUCCAGACCCCUACUCAGCCAAGUCAUCCACAGUGGGGUCUAGGUGAGGUCUUUAGUAUCUAGGCCUAGGGGUGCAUCAGAAGAGAAACAAAACCGUACUUAUUAUUAAUGAAAUGACUCCUUUUGGCCAGUUUGUAGGAUUGUCUUGUAAUAAAUCUACUUUUUUUUUACUAAUCAGCCAUCCAAAUAAAAAUGGUAAAAUUUGAUUUUAAGUGA